Gaeumannomyces tritici R3-111a-1 is the source of this 1707-nucleotide messenger RNA. RefSeq lists its product as hypothetical. The transcript has 2 exons. The record is from RefSeq and is a predicted model, not a curated record. NCBI's taxonomy places the organism in Eukaryota, Fungi, Ascomycota, Sordariomycetes, Magnaporthales, Magnaporthaceae. Bases 1 to 1707 code for a protein of 568 amino acids.
AUGGAGAGGGAGUGGAAGGCCCACGUGAGGAGCAGCAAGCAGGCGUACCACAGGGCGCAGAACGGCGGCGUCGUCGCCACCAAGAACGAGACGACGCCCCCCGCGGACCCGCAGGCCGGCAGUGGGAGCGUUGCCGCCGCCGCCACGGCUGCUCCAGAUGCUGCAGUCUCUAAGCCUCGCAGCCAGCAGACCACGCCCAGUGGUGGACUAAAUCUUCCGGAUAAGAAUGGAAAUUCAGCUCAAACAGGCGCCAUCGGGGCCCUCGUAGUCUCUAAGAGCGAGAAUGAGGCUCACCCUAACAAGGAGAAGCGCCGCGCCCCUCAGGGCAAGGGCAAAGAAAACCCUUCAAAGCUGUACCGAUCUGGGAUUCAGUGGAACGACCUGCCGCCAGGCGUCCAACUGGUCGUCAUGAAGGUCCUGAGCCGCUCAGUCCGCAGCCUCAGGCAGGUCGCGUCGCUGCUUGACAUGCGCUGGACCGAGGUGCAGGAGUUCGAGAGCCUGUACAACGAGGAGCACAAGAAGAUCGCGCAGUUUGUCGAGCGGUGGAACAACAAGCAGGGCCGUGUGGAGCAGCUGAGGCUGGCGGGAAGGACGCGCGAGGCGGACGAGCUCGGCCGCAAGAGGGUCCGCGGCGCGCAGCUGGCCAUCCACGCCAACACCGAGCAACACCUCCAUUGGGGCCAGCGCUACCUCGAGUUCAUGGGCCUCCAGGACCUCGCGCGCCGCCUGCAGGACUACGUGGCCACGGGCGAGGAGCUCAUGUUCCAGAUCGGGUUCGAUGACAUGGGCGAGGUCGGCCUCGAGCCGCUCGUCUUUUCCGACGGUUUCUACCGGAUGAGCAAUGCCGAGCGCGAAAGGCUCAAGGACUUGCUCAUCAGGCGUCCGGCCCCCGACAAGGAGGAGCUGAACGCCGCGGCCCGGAUCCGUGACGGCUCGAGGAGUGGGAGGACUGCCUCGGGCCUGUCCAGGCCCAUCGGCGGCCAGAAUGUCGAUCCCUGGCCUCUGGAGGGAAACCGCUCGCAGGUUCAGCGCGAGCUCGCACCCGUGGUGCCUGCGCCUGCCCAGCAGCCCAGCCUAAAGGCCUUGCGCGAGAUGAUGCCGAGAAUUCCAAGGUCACAGAAGGCCGCGCGGCCCAUGACAGGAGAGAACCCCAAUAUGCAGUCGCAAUCGGGUGAAUCAUCCAUCAGGCCAUUGUAUUUCGGGUCUGUCGAUGACAUGUUCAAGGUGCCGUCAGGCAGCGAUCAACAAGACCAGAUCGAUGUGACUCCGGAAGUCUCGGGACCCGUCGACCAGCCGCCCGAGCCUCUGCCAGCAAACAGCCAGUCAGGCCCACAUGACCAGAACAUGCCGGCUCCCCAAAACUCCGUGCCCGUCAUCACCAUCGAGGACGAUGCGGGAGACGAUGAAGAGUACCAGGAGCCAGUGGACGGUGACAAGUCGGACGGUGACGACGAUGACGACGAUGACUAUAUGCCAGAUUCGACAUCGGUCAAGAAGUCGUCCCUCCUGAAGCCCCCUCCCGUCUCGCUCAAGAGGAAGCGGGCAGACUCUUCCGAGAACGUCGGCGGCUCGCCCAAGAGGCCGCGCCCGGACGCAGCUCUUCAGGCCACUCCAGGCGCUGUCAGGCCGAGGCCCAAGAUCGUGAUAAAGGCAUCGGCUAGGGGCCAGAUGCGCGACGCACUGGGGGACGAUGAAUACAUAGUUUGA